This is a messenger RNA of Macrosiphum euphorbiae (potato aphid), 543 nucleotides long. NCBI's taxonomy places the organism in Eukaryota, Metazoa, Arthropoda, Insecta, Hemiptera, Aphididae. The record is from the annotation of a GenBank genome assembly.
AUGUCCGCUGACGGGAAUACUAACCCCUUCAAGUAUUUUCUAGCUGGUGGUUUCGGUGGUGUGUGCACAGUGUUAGUGGGUCAUCCAUUAGACACUAUUAAAGUUAGAUUACAAACGAUGCCACCAGCUCAGUUAGGUAAAAUACCUAUUUACAAUGGUGCCUGGGAUUGUGCAGUUAAAACUAUUAAGAGAGAAGGUUUUUUUGGUUUAUAUAAAGGUAUGGCAGCUCCAAUAACUGGUGUAGCUCCAAUAUUUGCUAUAAGUUUCUUAGGAUUUGGACUGGGGAAAAAAAUGUUUUCAUCCACUGGAGAUAAAAAAGAAAAUUUAACUCCCUCACGACUAUUUUGUGCUGGAGCAUUUUCUGGUAUUUUUACAGCAAUCAUAAUGGUACCCGGAGAACGCAUUAAAUGUAUUUUACAAGUACAGGAAUUGGGUAACCAAAAAUAUGAUGGCCCAAUCAGUGUUAUUAAAAACUUGUACACUGAAGGUGGAAUAAAAAGCUUAUACAAAGGAACAUGCGCUACAUUACUUAGAGGUAAUUAA